Molecule: messenger RNA, 1648 nt
Organism: Pyrus x bretschneideri (Chinese white pear)
Lineage: Eukaryota; Viridiplantae; Streptophyta; Magnoliopsida; Rosales; Rosaceae
Exons: 5
Coding region: 309-1439 (376 amino acids)
Source: RefSeq, a predicted model, not a curated record
AGUCGGGUCCAUUUGCUUCUUCACUCUCGGUCUCUGAGUCUCACUAUUUUCUGGUCUCCUCUCCGCGUACCUUCGUUGACACCUGACAUCCAGCUUUCACGGUUCAAACUUUAAACCCCCUUUUUUUCUCACAGAAAAGUAUCUUCCUCUUCGAUGCAACCUCAAACAUUUGCUAAGCAGCACAGUUUGUGCAGCCAUUGAUUCAACCAAGCUUAUGCAAGACAAUCACAGAGAAUCUCCAUAUUCUUCUUCUUCUUCUUCUUGGUAGGGUCCGGUUGUAGUGUAAAGAAGUGGGUUUGUCUCAGAUCAUGGAGAAGGAUUUUGUUCUGUUGGUUGGGAUUUUAUUGUUGCAGAUUGUAGUUCAUUGCUCUGGUGCUGAUUCGAAGGUAGAAUCCGGUGUGAAAACUGAUUUGGGUCGGAAAAGUUCGUUAGCAUCGACUAAUUCAAAUGGUUCCAAUGAUAACACUGUUGGGUCUAAUUUGGUUUUGAAUACUACCGAUGUUCAAAAAGUGAAGGACGGAGACCGGGUGGUUGGAUCAAAGGAGGGUGAUGGGGAUAAGAAGAGCAAUCCAAGUAAGGAAGUGGGUGUGAAAGAAUCUGAUAAUGUGGCAAAGAGUGGGGGAGGAUCGAGUGAGGGAUCCAAAAUAGAGGGCGAGGACAAGAAACAUGAGUCGAGUGAUGGGUUGGAAUCAAAGGAAGUACCUAAGGAGGUGGGUAAUGGAGUAAAUGCAGUCUCUGUGAACCCCAUGAGGAAGGAGGGGACUCAAAGUGAGGAAUGUGAUCUAUCUAAUAUGUGCACUGAUAAGGGCAACCAGCUGGUUGCGUGUUUGAGAGUUCCCGGAAAUGAUUCUCCCCAUCUUUCACUUUUAAUUAAGAACAAGGCCAAAGGCCCUCUCUUGGUUACCAUUGUAGCUCCUGGUUUUGUGAAACUGGACAAAACAAAAAUUCAACUUGCAGAGAAAGAAAAUGGAAAGGUUUUGGUUUCAAUUGGAAAGGGAGGAGCUGGUGGUUCAAUUGUGCUAAACGCAGGAAAUGGUCAAUGCAACCUUGAUUUGAAGGACCUGGUCACACACAGUUCCAGGAAGGAGCCUGAGAAUUCUUCAAACUUUGCCCACGCAAACUUCCUAAAACAAAAACCUACGAUUGCAGUUGUGUUCUUUGCUUCAGUAGUGAUAUUGGCAUCGGCUUGGAUGUGCAUCAGCUUUAGGAAUAGGCGGUUCUCGGGCAAUGGGUUGAAAUAUCAGAAGCUAGAUGAGGACCUGCCAAUUUCCAACGAGGAAAAACCGGUGUUGCAGGUUAACGAUGGAUGGGAUAAUAACUGGGACGAUAAUUGGGAUGAUGAGGAGGCACCCCACACACCCUCAAAGCCAAUUACUCCUAGUCUCUCUAGCAAAGGCCUCGCCUCACGACGAUUGAACAAGGAAGCGUGGAAAGAUUAGUCAGUUAAGUUGAGAAAGAGAUUAUAGAUGCAUGUUUCUAUUUUGUUUAUCUGUCUGUUUAUCAUUCACAGAUAAUUAUCUGAUUUUCCAUUUCCCAAGCAGAUGUAAAAACAGAAAAAAAGAUAUCCCAUUUAUUUACAUGAGACUAUAAGCUGACUUGUACACCAAGGCUUUUUGGUUGUCUUCAGUGAACUUUUGCUCCCGUUCUA